AUGACUCUGCCAGAAAAAAGAAGAAGAGGUGAGCAAUCUGACGAAGGCAAUCAAGCUAAGAAACCAUUGCAUAGCUUCGAGAGUACGAGUCAACUUGGGCAGGCUAGCAGCAUGUCAAGCAAAGAAGUGCAAUUGCCUGACCUAGUUCCUUAUGAUGUGGUCGAGGACUUGACACUCGUGCUACCAAGUCAGCCACUCGAUGUUAGUGCUGGCUUCUCCAAGCAGAGGUAUGCGCGUGACUUGUGGACAAUCUUCUCGGAAGAGGCAUUCGUUGACCGAAGACUUGCCGACAUGCACAAGGCAUGGUUCGAGGUCCGAAAGCCUGAUGCCCGAGAACUGUGGGAAUCUAGAUAUCCGUCUGGUGAAGCCGCAGGGCCAAGCAACAAGGCUUCCAACAGACACGGAGUGCUGAGAACUGUCCGAACGCUUGAGCUAGUCAUCGAUCGAGUUUCUGCACGGCAAAUGCCUGCGCUACACAAGAGCUUGUCAAGGCUACAUCUUGACUACAUUAUGCUCAUGUGCGUCGUGUGUGAACGAUCGAAGUAUCUAGACAAGGCACGUCAGUAUUUCCCGAGGUACGAAGAACAAUUUGACGAGCUUGUGCAGCUGUUGCGGAGCUCUACACCUGAACUUCAAGGGAACUCUUCGGUUUCCUCUUCUAAUGCCCCGAGCCUCUCAUGGAUACCCGCCGAGACGAAAUCGAUGAUCGAAGGGCUCAUUGUGGAUCCAAAAACUGUCAAGACCUUGGACAAGAUAGCUGGUUGCGAGGCUGCAAAGGCUGCCAUAGAAGCUGCUGCCUAUAUUCCGUCCCAGUGGCCGCAUCUUCUGAACGAGGGUUAUGGCUGUAAGAACAUGCUGUUCCAUGGGUCACCGGGUACCGGCAAGUCAACUUUGGCUUUGGCUCUUGCGGCGGAGAGCAAACUCCCUGUCUACAAUGUAAGCAGCAGCCAUCUCGUUGACAAGUGGGUAGGCAGCUCGGAGAAAAAUGCAAGAGCUUUGUUCGAGACUGCGGCUUCAAAUGCUCCUUCGGUAAUCGUCUUUGACGAGGCCGACGCGAUCUGCAGGGCUCGGAGGUCGGGUAGCAACGACGGAGCUCAACGCAUGAUCAACGAGCUGCUAGCUUGCAUGACAAAGUAUCCUAAGGUUGUGGUGAUAGGGAUAACGAAUCUGCCAUGGACGCUUGACGUUGGCUUCGUUCGCCGCUUUCCAAAGCACGUCCAUGUGGGGCUGCCUUUGGAGAAGGAGCGACGCGAGAUAUUCUGGAUCGUACUUGGCAGAUUCCCACACAGUCUUUCGCGAGAGCAUGUUAUUGGAGCCGCCACUCAAGCGGAUGGUUUCACUGGCGAUGCAAUUCAGCGAUGUAUUGAAUCGGCAGCGGAGACCAUGGCAAUGAAGCUUCGUGGCGUUACGCACUUUCAAAUCACCGAGUUUCGUGGUCAGGAGUGUUACUCUCCUUGCGAUGACGGUGGAAUCCCCGUUGAAAAUAUUCCGGGGCGACACUUGGUCAUUCCUGGACCUUUGAGCCCGCAAGAUCUGUUCUCUGCCAUCCAAAAGAUGAAAAGUGAGCUAGAUCUUAUGGGUAUAGAGGAAGAAAAGCAUGUCAGAUGGGGCAGGAAUAAAUUCCUAGACGCCAAUUGA
Molecule: messenger RNA, 1638 nt
Organism: Letharia columbiana
Lineage: Eukaryota; Fungi; Ascomycota; Lecanoromycetes; Lecanorales; Parmeliaceae
Exons: 4
Coding region: 1-1638 (545 amino acids)
Biological process (GO): endosomal transport; vacuole organization
Molecular function (GO): ATP binding; ATP hydrolysis activity
Source: RefSeq, a predicted model, not a curated record